Molecule: messenger RNA, 318 nt
Organism: Puccinia graminis f. sp. tritici CRL 75-36-700-3
Lineage: Eukaryota; Fungi; Basidiomycota; Pucciniomycetes; Pucciniales; Pucciniaceae
Exons: 3
Coding region: 1-318 (105 amino acids)
Source: RefSeq, a predicted model, not a curated record
AUGUGUGUGUCGGGUGAGGGUAACGAGGUGUGUCGGCCGGUGAGGAGACAGCAUACCAACGAUCAACUACGUCAAUUCAUGUAUCGACAUAAAACAGGAUACAGAAACAAAACCAGUAUAACCAAGAUUGAAUCAGAACCUCAUUUCUUGGAGAAUGCAGUCAAAACAAGUUUACUGGCUAUCGAUGAGGAGAACAAACAGAACUGGGAGGAAAGCUGGAGGCUCUAUAAGAACGCACUAAAUGACUUCCAUAUGGCCCACAACUGUUUGUCUUGCGAUCUGAGUCUCAAGCUCUCCACUUUCUGGCGCCUCAUCUAG